AUGAUGGACAGCAGAAUACUGGAUCCACCUCACGCCCAGUUCGGUGGCUCGAUCGGCGGCAUGGUGAGCUUUCCGUACCACCUCAGCCACCACCAUGUGUACGAGCUGGCCGGGCAUCAGCUGCAGUCCGCCGCCGCCGUUCCUUUCUCCAUAGACGGAUUACUGAACGGCUCAUGCGCCGCCUCGUUGGUGAACUCGAACCCGCUGCUGUCGUCUGGCUGCGCUUUGAAUGGAGAUAACCAGCAGUACAAACUGACAGAUUCGGGAGAUCCAGAAAAGGAUAGUCCAGGCUGUAAAAGAAGAAGAACUCGCACCAAUUUCACUGGCUGGCAGCUGGAAGAAUUAGAAAAGGCUUUUAAUGAAAGCCAUUAUCCAGAUGUGUUCAUGAGAGAGGCCCUGGCUCUCAGACUGGACCUGAUAGAAUCAAGAGUACAGGUCUGGUUCCAGAACCGCAGGGCCAAGUGGAGGAAAAAAGAAAACACAAAAAAGGGUCCAGGCCGACCAGCGCACAACUCCCACCCGACCACAUGCAGCGGUGAGCCAAUGGACGCUGAUGAGAUUGCGCGGCGGGAGCAAGAGCGCCUCGAAAAGAAGAAGCGCAAGCAGGAAAAGCGGCUGCUGCGCCAGCAGAACAGUAAACUGCUACCGGGAGACUUGUUUCACACACCGGGAUCGGACAGUGAUAGCGGGGUAUCGCAUGUGACAGACAGCGAGCAUCAGCUUCUGCACUGUGACUCAGGUCGCCGCUAUCAAACGCACGCCAACUGCGAGCAAUCUCCGAACCAAAGAAGCGCAACCGCAGAUGUGAGCGCAGCCGAGCUGGACACGUUGGACGGCGCUCGCCAGCUGAACCCCACCAGAUCGCCCAGUCUCCAAAAAGCCAACCCUUUCAGCGUAGAAAGCCUGCUUUCGGACUCAAGGCCAAGGCGCAAGCCUACCGUCGAUUUCCCAGUAGCGUCUGCGCGGCCUUUAAUAGGCAAGGGCCACUUUUUGCUUUACCCUAUUACACAGCCACUGGGUUUCAUCGUGCCACAGACUGCUCUAAAGGGCACAGCCUCGGGCAGUGAUGGGGAUAACGGCCCAGGUGUUUCUAUAGGUGACAGUGAUGCUUCUGGAAGUGUAAACCCAAGUGCGUCGGCAAUUAAGGGCCAACAUAGUCCAUCGGCCAGAUUAGGGUGUUCACUAAACUCCAACCCGGGUCAAUCAUUUACAGUACACUUACCGUGUGAAAUCAGUCCGCAAGACAGAGAGUCAGAACCUCCCAGCCCAAAGUCUCCUCCGUGCGACAAAAAGGAGCCGUUAGUCAUGUUUGAUUAUCCACAGAGCUCCGAAUCAGCUUUAACCCACUCGGACACAGAAAAAGACUCGGCUGAUGUUGAAAUGGGAUGAAUAGAUAGGGUUCUGUUAUUCCCAGACACUCUUAUAGCUUAACCGAAGAGGAAAAAAACACAAUGACAUAUCAAUACAUAUAUAGUUUCCUUUUUACACUGACAUGUUUAUGUUCUGAUUAGGGGAAAUAUGUGUGAACACUUUGUGUUUGUGUGUGGUGGGCUAAAUAAAUGUUUAUUGGAAAAAUAGCAGAACAGCAGCAGCUCCCUGUAAGAAACUGUAAAAAGACAAAACAAAACCUCAAACGUUGUAAA
Messenger RNA from Trichomycterus rosablanca, 1643 nucleotides. It is a transcript of the gene uncx, whose product is annotated as UNC homeobox. Gene Ontology annotation, molecular function: sequence-specific double-stranded DNA binding; DNA-binding transcription factor activity, RNA polymerase II-specific. Lineage: Eukaryota; Metazoa; Chordata; Actinopteri; Siluriformes; Trichomycteridae. The transcript has 3 exons. Gene Ontology annotation, biological process: regulation of DNA-templated transcription. The coding region runs from base 1 to 1389 and encodes 462 amino acids. The record is from RefSeq and is a predicted model, not a curated record.